Trichoderma harzianum CBS 226.95 is the source of this 1014-nucleotide messenger RNA. RefSeq lists its product as hypothetical. The transcript is spliced from 3 exons. The record is from RefSeq and is a predicted model, not a curated record. NCBI's taxonomy places the organism in Eukaryota, Fungi, Ascomycota, Sordariomycetes, Hypocreales, Hypocreaceae. Bases 1 to 1014 code for a protein of 337 amino acids.
AUGGACAACAAUUUCGCUAUUUCUGACCAACAGGUCUUGACCGAAGUCACAGCCUUUCUAACCCAAGGGACUACAAAUCAAAAGAAACAACUGUACAAAUUCCUUCGAGACCAACCAAGAUAUGUGCCACUCGAUUCUCUUCUCUCCGAGAAAGAACUGCCUCUCAAACUCAAACUCAUAGAAGAGCUUCACGGGCGUCUAGGGGAGGACUUUAGUACAUCUGAGGAGCCAUUUCACUUUUCCAACAUCCAGAUAGCAGCUCUCUCCCUGAUGUCUAUUGAGACUCUGCAGGAUCUUCGUCAAGAUGCUACAUCUAUCAUGAGUGUUUCGGUUCCCCAUUAUCAACUAUCUCUUUUGGUCAAUGGGAACCCCCCACCAUGUAAAGACAUAUUCGUGUCGAGGGCAGUAAAUGAAACGUGGCUUCUUAGAGAUGAUAUAGUCUGCCCCUUGACUGGUUUAGUAGAAGCAGAACCCUACUAUAUUGCUCCUUCUCACCUUACCAAAGGCCAGAUGAAUAUCGCUGCCUUUACAGAUUCGACAUUUUUGAGUCAAUUGAUGGGAGAUGUUUGGGUGCAGAUUAGCCGCAUUAUGGCUAUUGAUUCUAUCGGUGCUUUUGAGAAAAGUUGGAACAUACUUUAUUUGCACCCGAUCAGGGGUUUAUAUUGGUCCCAAUGUCUAUUCGGCCUAAAGUAUCUCGAAAUGGUCACCAAUAGCGAUGGAAGCACUGUUGUUCAGAUCCAAUUUCACCGGAUGCCGAAAAACAAGGUCAUGUCCCGUCAGAGAGUCAAACCGCCUUACGAUAGCGCCAUCGAUGCUAUGCUGCAAAUUGCUGUUGUUACAGACGAGGAAAGUCAUUUCGGCCAUUACCUAAAAUCAGGGACAUCUUUCGGGGUUACACUCAACAGUAAGGAAGAGGCCCUCAAAAUGAAGGCGGCCCUUGAACUUCAGUGGCUGGCCGUUAGACUUGCGGCCAUGUCUGGUAUCACUAAAGGUUGGGGAUGGGAACGCGAAUGA